AUGGAAGUUGUCAGUUGGUUUACAGAUCCCAUUUCCGCACAUUUUCUCAAAACGAGAAACACAUUCAAAAUUAAGUUCAUCGCACUCACAUUGUUCGUCGUCGUGGCAUUUUGCCUGUACACCGUUGAUUGCGCCGGUUCAGCUUCAGGAUCAGAAUCAGGAUCAGGAUCAGCUGUUUCUAGUGGAUCUGGUUCUGCCAGUGGAAGUGGCACUGCAAGUGGUAGUGGGACUGGAACUGGGAUGGCGACAUCCACCACCACUACGUUGGCUCCCACGACCACCACUGAUACUUCAGUGACCCACAGGAAAGUCCAUCGUAGAAGGCGUCACAUCAACCGGAAAAUCCUACGGCGGCGAGAAGGUCUAUUGGCUAAGAAUAGACAAAUGUUUCUAGGAGUAAGCAAUACAAUAUAAAUUCAUAG
Messenger RNA from Drosophila erecta, 422 nucleotides. RefSeq names its product merozoite surface antigen 2. The transcript has 2 exons. NCBI's taxonomy places the organism in Eukaryota, Metazoa, Arthropoda, Insecta, Diptera, Drosophilidae. Bases 1 to 414 code for a protein of 137 amino acids. The record is from RefSeq and is a predicted model, not a curated record.